This is a messenger RNA of Scutellospora calospora, 627 nucleotides long. The record is from the annotation of a GenBank genome assembly. NCBI's taxonomy places the organism in Eukaryota, Fungi, Glomeromycota, Glomeromycetes, Diversisporales, Gigasporaceae.
AUGAUAAAAAGGUUACAAGCAGAUAAAAACAGUGAAAUCAAAAAUAUGACAUUAGAUUGCGAUAGAAGUGGUUCCUAUAGAAACAGACUAAAUUUGACAGAUAAUUCAUAUUAUAAACAGAUAGCUUUAAAACUUUUGCGUUGUCUAUUUGAACUUUAUGAAGUUAGACAUGAAAAUAUUUGGUAUCUUGAAAUCAGAAACUCUAAACAUAACUAUGAAGCAUCAGUUGAUAUAUUUGUAGAGGCUCAAGCAAGAGAAAUGUAUGCAAUGAUUUCUUCUCAAUGUAUCAAAGUACUUUAUAUAUACUGGAUUUCUCUGUUUGAACCUCUCUUAUAUAAUGUUUCUGUUUUCGCUUUGAAUAAGAUCUGUGAUGAAUGGAUAAAAGUAUCAACUGCAACUUUAGAUUCUCAUCUAAGACCUUGCACAGGAACUCUUAGAUCUAUAAUAGGGCUUCCAUUGGAUUCAAGGGCAUCAAAUAGAAUUUCUGGAACCUACCUACCUUCUACUAUCAGUUCCCAACUAGAAGAGCUGGUGAAUACUCCACCAAUUGUGUUAGAAAAUCUUGUUACCCAUAAGCUACGAGGAAGACCAGCUAAUACAAAAAACAAAAAUACAAGAACAACAUGA